CUUCUAAUAGAUAUCAGUUAGUCGUGUUUUAGACACUCUUUGGGAUAGUGUUAUUUUUUGUUGCAACUUUCGAGUUCAAGCCGUUAUGUGUCAUUAUUUCGAAAAAAUACCAAAUAGUGAUUAUUUAAAUAUAGUGACAGUUUAAAAAGUCAAUUGAAAUGAUAUUAAUAGGAUUUUUGGCUGUGUGGUAUUUGAUAUAUUCGAAUGUUGGAGGAGUGUUACUGACAAACUCGUUGGAAGAGGUUCCGCAGGAAUGCGAGUGGCAGAAUUUUCUAGAUGGUGCCGAUGUGUCCACGCGUGUACAGUUGAUUUGCUCGCUACGUAUAGCUGCUGGCACUACGGAUUUGCUUGAUGGGCUUAGCAUCCCUCAAGCGCAACAAAUCACGUCACUUCAUUUAUAUUGUACAGACGUUAUUGAGAGAUCUUCAGAUGUUGGCCAAGGGAAAGAGGAAGGAACUGAAGUUUCGUCCCGUUUUCACAAUUUAAAGGAAUUGAGGAUAGAGUCAUGUAAGAUACGACACGUCCUUCCAGCAUCAUUACUUCCGUUAAGCGGCCUAAGAAAUCUCAGUAUUCGAACUCAUAAUACUAACAGGUCUGAAAUAUCUUUGGAAUUCUAUACAGAUACAUUUCGAGAACUUACCGACUUGAGAACUUUGGAUUUGGGGGAUAAUAAUAUUUGGAAUUUACCUUCUGAAGUAUUUUGUCCUUUGUAUAACUUAAUGGAUCUCAACAUAACGCAAAACCAUUUACAAGGUAUUUCAACUUUAGGAUUUUCUGACUGGGGAAACGGACCAACUGCGCCUGGUAAAUCUUGUAAUGCUCUGUUGGAAAUAUUGGAUUUGUCGUACAAUGAAAUUAGUUCAUUGCCUGAUCACGGCUUGUCAAGUUUACGUGCGUUACAAAAAUUAUUAUUACAAAAUAAUAAAUUGUCAGCUGUUGCAGAGAGAGCAUUUGUUGGAUUGAAUAAUUUGCAAAUUCUCAACCUCUCUAGUAAUGUAUUGACUGUGCUUACAUCUGAAAUGUUCCAGUCUUCUAGGAAUAUUGAACAAAUAUACCUGAAUAAUAAUUCGUUAAGUGUUCUUGCACCUACGCUUUUAGAGGGAUUAGAUCAACUUCAAGUAUUAGAUUUAUCUGAUAAUAAAUUAACAAGUGAAUGGAUUAAUACAGAUACUUUCUCAGGACUGAUACGACUCAUAGUAUUGAAUUUAUCUCAUAACAGAAUAACAAAAAUAGACGCAUUAUUAUUCCAAGACUUGAAUAACUUGCAAUUUUUGAGCUUGGAAUAUAAUCACAUUUCACGCAUUACAGAAGGGGCUUUCACCGAUUUGAAAAAUUUGCAUUCUCUCUCAUUGGCUCAUAAUAAUAUAAUUGAAGUAGACAGUAGUUAUUUCUCUAAUUUAUAUGUACUAAACCAAUUAUUUCUUGAUGGUAAUAGAAUAAAGAAAAUAGACUUACUCGCUUUUGAAAAUAUUACAGACCUCCACGAUUUGGACCUUAGUGAAAAUCAGUUAUCGGAAGUACCUGAAGCUAUAAAAUCAUUACGAUUUUUGAAAUCUUUAAAUUUAGACAUGAACAGAAUAACGAAAAUAACAACUUCGCAAUUCGAAGGAUUAGAAAAUUUAUAUAGUUUACGACUAGCUGGAAAUAAUAUAGAAAAAAUAUCGAAAGAUACAUUUGGAGCCUUAUCUUCACUACAAUUUUUAAAUUUAGGAUCGAAUAAUUUAUACCAGAUAGAUGAUGAUGCUUUUUCAUCGAACUUACAACUAAAAUCAAUUGAAUUAGAUAAUAAUAAUCUAAUCGAUUUGAAAGGAAUAUUUGCAAAUCAGCAAUUACUUGUUUGGUUAAAUGUAUCAAAUAAUGAGUUGCUGUGGUUUGAUUACAGUCAUAUACCGUUCAAUUUAGAAUGGUUAGACAUGCACGAAAAUAAAAUAGAGAAGCUUGAAGAUAUUUAUGGUUUAAAAGAAUCAUGUAAUUUAAAAAUGCUUGAUGUAAGUUAUAAUAAAAUUAGGAGUAUUGAUAAAUUUUCAUUUCCAAGCGGUAUAGAAACAGUGAUAUUGAAUAACAACUACAUAGAAAAAAUAAAUCCUGGGACAUUUUUGCAGAAAUAUAAUCUAAACAAAGUGAUGCUAUAUUCAAAUAAAAUUAAAACUUUAGAAGAUUAUACUUUUGCAAUAUCAGAUGUUCCGAAAGAGAAAGAUUUGCCCGAGUUCUAUGUUAGUGAAAAUCCAUUUGUGUGCGACUGCACAAUGGAAUGGCUGCAGAGAAUUAACCAAUUAAGUGAUCUCAGACAGCGCCCAAGAGUUAUGGAUUUAGAAAGCAUAAGGUGCUCUUUAACCCAUUCAAGAACAAAAUCUGAUGUAUUAUUGCUCGAAGUUAAAUCUUCAGAAUUUUUAUGCCGCUACGAUUCGCAUUGUUUCACCCUCUGCCAUUGUUGUGACUUUGACGCCUGUGAUUGUAAAAUGACUUGUCCAGAUAAUUGCACGUGUUAUCAUGAUCUCACCUGGAACUCCAACAUAGUUGAUUGUUCAAAUGUCGGCUACGAUCACGUACCAGAUCGAAUACCGAUGGAUGCGACCGAAAUAUACUUGGACGGAAAUGAUCUGAAAGAAUUAGGAAAUCACGUUUUUAUUGGUAAGAAACGGUUACAAGUUUUGUAUCUCAAUAAUAGCAACAUUAAUAUAAUAAAAAAUAGAACAUUUAAUGGGUUAGAAUCAUUGAGAAUACUUCAUUUAGAAAACAAUAACUUAAAAAUACUAGAAAAUUCACUAUUUACUAAACUACAAAACUUGAACGAACUUUACUUACAGGAAAACAAAAUAAAAAAAAUAGAAAAUGGCACAUUUGACUUGCUCUCAUUAGAUAAUUUGAACUUAGAUAACAAUGGUUAUGUUGAUUACAUGCCGUGGAAUGUCAUUACCGACAACAAUUCUCACACACGUAUCUCUGUAGACGGGAACAGUUGGAUAUGCGAAUGUAAAGAUGUUGCUCAGUUGAAUCAAUGGUUAAUAAAAAAGUCAAAGGAUACCGAGACUAUAAUGUGCUAUUUUGCUAAUAGGCAGCAGACGCAUAAGACUGUCGCGACCGUUACGACGGAAUGUAAAAGAGAACUAGAAACCGAAAUCUCAAAAGGUGUUAAAUAUUAUAUUCCAUAUAUCACAACGGUUUCGGUAAUAGUGAUUAUACUUCUGAUGUGUUUUGUGCUGUGCAUAUUUAGACAUUGUUUAAAAUAUUGGUUGAAUUCAAUAUGCUGUGUAUGUAGUGUCAAUUCCAAAAGUGCGAAUAAUGACAUUAAUAAUGAUUCUUUUAUAUACAACUCGCAAGAUGAUCAUUUUGUGACUGAUCAUGUUGGUGCGACAUUGUCGAAUCGAACGCUCAAUAAUGUAAAUAGCAUGAAAAGUAGUAAUGGCUUGAUUAGACACGGAAGUUUGAUGACGUCAAGCUUAAUGGGUUCAAAAAACGUGUAUGCAGAAGUAUUGGCUAGUAAUUCUGAGGAUGAGACUGAUGCGAGUUGCAUAGAUCAUCUUGACUAUUCAAUUCCGUAUAAUCAUAGACAUAAUUCAAUAGUAAGUCUUGAAAAUGAAGAGUACCCAUUAAAGACAUUUCAACAAAUUUCCAUGUUCAAUAUUAAGCCUAAUAAUACGAGAAAGACUAGUUUUACGAAAUGUAUGUAUGUAUGGGAGGAGCAACCGUGCGCGGGGAGCAUGCCGCCGGCCGGUCGCUCAACUUACUUCGUUGUCUCUCAGUCAGUCGCUUCUCAGACGCUCCUUGGAGCGGUGUUUGCUUCGCCCCAACUUUUCGCGCUCGAGCCGUUAUGUAUCCAGUUCAAAAGUGAAUUAUUCGAGAUGUUAUCAAUGGGAUUUUUGGCUGUGUGGUACGCGGUGUGGUGCUGGAUAUACUCGGGUGCCGGCGGAGCGUCAUUGACGAGCCGGGUGGCGGAGGCUCCGCAGGAGUGCGAGUGGCAGCGUGUCUCCGGUAGCGCCGGCGAGCCCACCCGCGUACAGCUGACUUGCUCACUACGGACAGCUGCCGGCGCUACUGAUUUGCUUGCUGGGCUUAGCACGUCCCAAGCACAACGAAUCACUUCACUUGACUUACAUUGUACAGAUGUUCUCUUCUUUGAAAGUUCUUUAGAUGUCGGCAGAAGGAAAGAGGAAGGAACUGAACUCUUAUCCCGUUUUCAUAAUCUAAAGGAAUUGAGGAUAGAGUCAUGUAAGAUACGAUACGUCCCUUCAGCUGUACUAUCGCCGCUAAGUGGUCUAAGAAGUCUCAGUAUUCGGACUCAUAAUACUGAUUGGUCUGCAAUGUCUAUGGAAUUUCAUAGAGACACAUUCCGAGGACUUACCGAUUUGAGAACUUUGGAUUUGGGCGACAAUAACAUUUGGAUUUUGCCAUCCGAAAUAUUUUGUCCUUUAUAUAAUUUAAAGGAUCUAAACGUAACUCAGAAUAGAUUACAAGAUAUUUCUACAUUAGGAUUUUCCGAUUGGGGUAAUGGGCCAACUGCACCCGGAAAAUCUUGCAAUACCGUUUUGGAAACGUUGGAUAUGUCUUACAAUGAAAUUAGUUCACUACCUGAUAACGGUUUGUCAAGUUUACGGGCAUUACAAAAAUUAUUUUUACAAAAUAACAGAAUAUCAACUGUAGCAGACAGAGCGUUUGUAGGACUGAAUGAUUUACAAAUUCUCAACUUGUCUACUAAUGCUUUGACUGCACUUCCGCCUGAAAUGUUUCAAUCUUCGAGAGAUAUAAAACAAAUAUAUUUGAAUAAUAACUCGUUAAGUGUUCUUGCACCUACGCUUUUGGAGGGAUUGGACCAACUACAAAUAUUGGAUUUAUCAGUCAAUGAAUUAACAAGUGAAUGGAUUAAUAGAGACACAUUCUCAGGAUUGGUACGACUUAUAGUACUAAAUUUAUCGCAUAAUAGGAUAACAAAAAUAGACGCAUUAUUAUUUCAAGAUUUGAAUAACCUACAGUUUUUGAGUUUAGAAUAUAACCACGUAUCACGCAUAGCAGAUGGAGCAUUUUCUAAUUUGAAAAAUUUACAUUCACUCUCAUUGGCUCAUAACAAUAUUAUUGAAGUAGAUAGCAGUCAUUUCUCAAAUUUAUAUGUAUUAAACCAGUUAUUCCUAGAUGGUAAUAGAAUAACGAAAGUAGACUUACGCUCUUUUGAGAACAUUACAAAGCUUCACGAUUUGGGCCUUAGUGGAAACCAGUUAUCGGAGGUACCGGAAGCCAUAAAGACGUUAAGAUUUUUGACAUCCUUAGACUUAGGUAUGAACAGAAUAACAAAAGUAACAACUUCUCAAUUUGAAGGGUUAGAUGAUUUAUAUGGCUUGCGACUUGUGGGAAAUAAAAUAGAAAAAAUAUCUAAAGACACAUUUGCGGCUUUACCUUCACUUCAAAUAUUAAAUUUAGCAUCCAAUAAUAUAGAUCAGAUAGAUGAUGGUGCUUUUUCUUCAAAUCAACAAUUAAAAGCUAUUGGGUUAGAUGGAAAUAAGCUUGUUGAUUUAAAAGGAAUAUUUACAAACCAGCAACCACUUGUUUGGUUAAAUGUGUCAAAUAAUGAAUUGCUGUGGUUUGAUUAUAGUCAUAUACCGGUUAAUUUAGAAUGGCUGGAUAUGCACGAAAACAAAAUAGAGAAGCUUGAAGAUACUUAUGGCUUAAAAGAAUCAUGUAAUUUAAAAAUGCUGGAUGUAAGUUAUAAUAAAAUUAAAAGUAUUGACGAAUUUUCAUUUCCAAGCAGUAUUGAAACAAUAGUAUUGAAUAACAAUUAUGUAGAAAAAAUAAAUCCUGGGACAUUUUUACAAAAAUAUAAUCUAAACAAAGUGAUGUUAUAUUCAAAUAAGAUUAAAACUUUAGAGGCCGGUACUUUUGCGAUAUCAGCCGUUCCGGAGGAGAAAGAUUUACCCGAGUUCUAUGUCAGCGAAAAUCCAUUUGUGUGCGACUGCACAAUGGAAUGGCUGCAGAGAAUUAACCAAUUAAGUGACCUCAGACAGCGCCCGAGAGUAAUGGAUUUAGAAAGCGUAAGGUGCUCUUUAACCCAUUCAAGAACAAAAUCAGAUGUUUUAUUGCUUGAAGUUAAAUCUUCAGAAUUUUUAUGCCGCUACGAUUCGCAUUGUUUCACCCUCUGCCAUUGUUGUGACUUUGACGCCUGUGAUUGUAAGAUGACUUGUCCAGAUAAUUGCUCGUGUUAUCAUGAUCUCACCUGGAACUCCAACGUAGUUGAUUGUUCAAAUGCCGGCUACGAUCACGUACCGGACCGAAUACCGAUGGAUGCGACCGAAAUAUACUUGGACGGAAAUGAUCUGAAAGAAUUAGGAAAUCACGUUUUUAUUGGUAAAAAACGGUUACAAGUUUUGUAUCUCAAUAACAGCAAUAUCAAUACAAUACAAAAUAGAACAUUUAACGGGAUUGAAUCAUUGAGAAUUCUCCAUUUAGAAAACAACAACUUAGAAGUACUAAGGAAUACACAAUUUACUAAACUACAAAACUUGAUCGAACUAUAUUUACGAGAAAACAAAAUAAAAGUUAUAGAAAAUGAUACUUUUAAUUAUCUGCCCUCAUUGGAAUACUUGGAUCUUGACAACAAUGGUUAUGUUGAUUACAUGCCGUGGAGAGUCAUUACAGACAACAAUCCUCGUACUCGUGUCUCUGUAGACGGAAACAACUGGAUAUGCGAUUGUAAAGACGUUGCUCAGUUGAAUCAAUGGCUAAUAAAAAAAUCAAAAGAUACCGAGACCAUGAUGUGCUACUUUGCUCACGGGCAGCCGAUGAAUAAAACUAUCACGACCGUAGCGAAGGAAUGUAAAACAGAGCCCACUACCGAAGAAACAGGGACCGAAACUUUAAAACGAUUAUUCAUCGAAUCGAAUGACGGUGUCGAAAAUUACAUUCCAUAUAUUGCGGCGGUGUUGAUAAUAGCAAUUAUACUUCUUCUGAUGUGUGCUUUGCUGUUCAUGUUCAGAGAAGAUUUUAAAUUAUGGAUGCAUUCAAAAUAUGGUGUUAGAGUAUUCAGUUCCACUUCAAAAGAUAUGAACGAUAAUAAAAAUAAACGUUUUGAUGCAUUUUUUGUGUACAACUCACGGGACGAAGAUUUUGUGACUCGCGCCGUCAGUUCAGAGUUAGAAAAUUUGGGGCAUUCAUUAUGUUUACAACAUAGAGAUAUGCAGUUGAUUGAAGGGCGUUCUGGUGAUAGUUUGGUGAGUGCCGCAGAAAGUUCGAAAAGACUAGUGAUAGUGUUAUCAAUAAACUUCUUACAACAUGAGUGGUAUGUGCCAGAAUCUAAAGCGGCUGUUCAAAGUGCUAUUAACUCAGUGAAUGUUAGACAUAGGCGACAAAAAAUUAUAUUCCUUGUUACUACAGACUUAAGUGCCAUAAAUAUAGAUCCAGACUUAAAAGUGUUACUUAAAACGUGUACAGUGAUUGUGUGGGGUGAGAGAAAUUGUUGGGAGAAGCUAAAUUUUCGGUUACCGGAUGUGGACGUGACAUUACCGAAUCGGACGCUUCACAAUGCGAAUAAUAUGAAAACGGGUAAUAGAGAGGGCUUCAGUAGACACGGGAAUUUGAGAUAUACGGCACCACCGACAUCUCAUGAUCCUUGGUAUAAAUACGGGAUGGCACCACCUAUUUUGAUGAUGUCAAGCCCCAUGCAUUCGACCAGUGCGAGUGCAGAAGUAUCGGCUAGGAGUACUGAGGAUGAGACAUGUUCAGUCGCGAGUAGCGAGGGUCGCCCUGAUGAUCGCCUUCCGCAUCAUCAUAGCUAUGUUUCUAUUGACAAUCAUCAAUGUGAAGAGCGUCCACUAAGGCCGCCGCAACAAAUUCCCAUGUCUAAUACUAGACCUAAUAAUAUGAGAAAGACUUACUUUGUAUAAAACAGAAUCUAAUAAAUAUGUGAUCUAUAUGUUUUAUUGUAAAUCGGAAUGUAAUUAUAGAAUGUAAGGUAAAUUAUAACAAAAAAUAUAGAACUUCAAACGAACGCUUUUAUUAUUAGUUGGUGCUGUAUUAUAUAAAUGAAAAAAAUUAUUAUUAGCGUUCACAUUAUAAAUAUAACAAGUACCCAAUUAUUGUUUUUUGAAACAGUACUAUAAGUACCUAUUAGUGUAAAGAAUUUAUAUUUAAGUACUUUUGUCUAUGGCAUUUAUUGUACCUGUCUUCUGUUAUCAACAACUGCUUAUAAAUUGUAAAUAAUUUCGUGUACAUUCCUUCCUUUACAUACGAGUAUGAUUGAAAAGUCGAAAAUACAUUUUUAUUUCACCGAUGUACUGAAGUUCCUGAUUGAAGUUGAAUAUGGAGUAUAUUAUGACUAAUUUGUGAUAAUUUAGGUACUUAUGUCAAAAACUAUGCUUUGAAGUGAGAGAAAGAGUAAACUUUAGAUGUAUAUAUUUGUAUAAAAUGUAAAAUAUUGUUGAAGAACUGAAAUGUACCCUAGUCAAUUGUAAAUAUCAUAAAUUUAAGUAUAGCAGUAAACAUAAUUUUGUGAUGUAAUUUUUAGCUAGAACAUGAACAAAUUCGUAUUUAUUACGCUUCCAAGAGUAUGAAUAAAUUAAUAUUUUUGUCUACUA
This is a messenger RNA of Galleria mellonella (greater wax moth), 8558 nucleotides long. RefSeq lists its product as uncharacterized. Bases 159 to 7868 code for a protein of 2569 amino acids. Gene Ontology annotation, biological process: signal transduction. Gene Ontology annotation, cellular component: plasma membrane. Lineage: Eukaryota; Metazoa; Arthropoda; Insecta; Lepidoptera; Pyralidae. The record is from RefSeq and is a predicted model, not a curated record. Gene Ontology annotation, molecular function: protein binding. The transcript is spliced from 3 exons.